UCUGACUCAAUUGCCGCCUUUCGGUACCCUCAGUCGUCAGUCUAUAAAACAUCGCCGUCGUGUAGAGUUCGUCGGUACGUUCGAUCGGAAUACGUGAAAUACGCGAAUGCCGCCGAAUCGGUAACGUAAUAGUAUAGUGUAGUUCGUAUUUGACCAUAUUCUUUUACCCUUGGAUUGUAAUCUUGGUUUUUUUUUGCUGUGGGUGCGUGUGUUAAAAUAUAUAUACGAGGAAAACUGGAAAAUACGCGGACUACCUGUUGAUCCAAAGAUCUUUGCCGGAUUUCGUGUGCUUGUGUUUGUUUUUUGUUAUGUUUUUUUGUUAUCGUUUGCCAAAGAUCCCCGGCUAAAAAAGCAAUCACUUUGCCGUGCCCCGCGCACGUGCAGACAAUAUAUAGUUUUGGUGAGAUAUUUGAAAAUAUUACCAAAUAUUUAUAAAGUAAUAACAAUAACAAACACAAAUGAUGGUGGAGCUAAGACGGAAGCUCGGGAUUUUGGUAUCCCUGCAAUUUGUUAUCAUAAGCCACACCUUUAACCUGGAACAGCGAUUGCCGAUCGUGAAGCACGGACAUCGACACUCCCACUUCGGCUACUCCGUAGCCACCCACACGAUUGGCGAGGCCAAUGGUCCCAACAAGACCCACUGUGUUUUGGUGGGAGCUCCACUCGAUCACAAUCGACAGCCGAACACCAACCACUCUGGCGCCCUCUGGCGGUGUCCAAUGACACAAAGUUUCGAUGACUGUGAACAAGUGAUCACCGAUGGCCGGCGCUCAAACGGAGCAUAUGAGGUUAAUACGCUCUUCGACAGCGAAAUCCUCUCACCGCCCGGCAAAGACGAAAUCAAGGAGGACCAAUGGAUGGGCGUUACGGUGCGAUCGAAUCCCCUGCAGGCCAACGGAUCCGGCGGAAAGGUGAUCGUCUGCGCCCAUCGCUAUAUGCACAUCGUGCGAGAAAAUCGCUAUGCCCAGGGUCUCUGCUACCUCCUUACGAACGACCUGCAGUUCGAGGAGGUCCACGAGCCCUGUAAAGGACGACCAGUGCAAAGGCACCACGAGGAUUACGGAGUGUGCCAGGCGGGCACAUCGGCCGCCCUACUGGACGAUGACACCAUGGUGUUGGGUUCCCCGGGACCGUACACUUGGCGCGGGUCCAUUUGGGUGACCCAGGUAGGCGGGGAGUACCUGCAGCGCGACAAGACAAUCUACUACAAUGAUCACUCGGAUGGGAGUUCGCCGGUGGACAAGUACAGCUACCUGGGUAUGUCGGUGACCGGUGGCAAAUUCUUUGGCCACAUGUCGUAUGUGGCUGGAGCUCCACGGUCCGAGGGCCAUGGACAGGUGCUGAUCUUCGACAAGUCCACCGAUAAUCCGAUGCCGGUGCACUCGAUCCUAGAUGGCGAGCAAUUCGGUUCUAGUUUUGGCUACGAACUGACCACCGCCGAUGUAAACGGAGAUCACAGGCCGGAUUUGAUAGUGGCAGCGCCUUUGUACUUCACCAAAACGGAGGGCGGAGCUGUCUACGUGUACCAGAACAACGAGGAUACGCUGCCCAAGAGCUACACACUGAAGUUGACUGGACCUCUAGAGAGUCGUUUCGGCCUGGCACUGGCCAACAUCGGAGACCUGAACAAGGAUAACUGCGAGGAUCUAGCCGUGGGAGCACCAUACGAGGGCAAUGGCGUAGUCUACAUCUACUUGGGCUCGCGGCAGGGUCUGAAUUCCAAGCCCGCCCAGAAGAUUCUAGCGUCGGAACUGGGUGGCACCAUGCCCAAUGGCCAACCGAUUCGCACCUUUGGCAUCUCCAUAGCCGGCAACACGGACUUGGAUGAUAACUCCUAUCCGGAUGUGGUGAUCGGGGCGUUUAACUCAUCGGCAGCCGUGGUCCUGCUGGCCAGACCUAUCAUCAGCAUCCAGACGAGUGUGCAGCGCGAGGAGCUGCGCAACAUGGAUCCCAAUAGGCCCGGCUGCCUGGCCGAUCCGGCCAGUAAUCUCACCUGUUUCACGUUCAGAGCGUGCUGCAGCAUCGAUCCGUACGAUGAGAAGAGCAAGGAACUCCGGUUGGCAUAUAGCGUCGAGGCGGAAACCUUCGAUCACCUGAAGAAAUUCUCUCGCAUCUUCUUCUUCGAUCAGGACAAAAAGCGGACUAAUGUCCUCAGUCGCGUGGUGAGGGUGCACACGAAUGGCAGGACAGAAUGCCAGGCGGUCACUGGUUACAUCAAGGCCAAUACCCGAGAUAUCCAGACUCCUGUGCGCUUCCGAUUAAAGUACUCGCUGGUGGAACCGCCCUUGGCCGAGUCCGCCCUGGUACGCCUCAAUCCGAUACUGGAUCAGACCCAGGCGCACGUCGAUUUCGAGGGCACCUUCCAGAAGGACUGCGGCGAUGAUGAUCUCUGCGAGAGCAACCUGGUCAUCCAGGCGGCGCCGAACAUUACUGAAUUCUCAGGCAAUGCAUACACACUGACUCUGGAUGAGACGGAACUGGAGGUCCGCAUCAAUGUGAGCAAUCUGGCGGAUUCCGCCUACGAAGCUCAACUGUUCGUAGCCCAUCAGGCGGGGGUUUCAUAUGUGGCAACCAAGAAGCCGACGAAUGCCACUUGCAACAGCUACAAUACCACCCUGGUGGCAUGCAGUCUUGGUAAUCCCAUGCUCCGCGACACCACCACAUUUGUGACCAUCCGAUUCCAGCCCAAGGGAUUGGAGCCAAGUGAGAAGACCAUGCUGUUCCACAUAUUCGCCAACACCACCUCCAAGCUGGUGGGACGCGAGCGUCCCGAGCAGGAUCUUCUCGUGAAUGUGGUGCGUCGGGCGAAGCUUAACUUCCGCGGUUGGGCCAUACCCGAGCAGAGUUUCUACAGUGGAUCGAGUGGGGCUAGUUCGGUUGCCACUACUGUCGCCGCCGAGACAGAGGGACAUGGUCCAAUGGGAAUGGACGAUGUGGGCUCCCAGGUUCAUCACAUGUUCACCAUCUUCAACGAGGGACCAUCGACGGCGCCGAAAGUACAAAUGGUCAUCCACUGGCCGUACUCACUGUACAGUGAUCCCCAGAGCGGUCGACCGGUUCAGUAUCUGCUCUACCUGGAGCAAGUACCCACCGUGGAAGUCAGCCAGGGCGAAUGCCAUGUGGCCAAGGAGUAUGUUAAUCCGCUGAAUUUGGCCAGUGGUUCCAGGGAAAAUCCAGCUUUCCUGAGUGCUCCGGCCCAGAUGAGAAUGUUCCCCUCGCAUGCGCGUCAUUCGUUCAACAAGAGCUUGAUCCACUCGCAGAGAAGCUACUUCUCCAGCAGCCACCUGGACGAGCAUUCGGAUGACUCUCGAUCAAACCGCAAUCGAGUCCGUCGUAGUUUCCUAGAACGGGUGACCCGCCUGGAGCGGUUAAUGUACGAUCCCGAGAGUAGCAAUGCGGCGGGACCGAAUGGCAAGAAGCAGGACAUCGUGGAGCUGGACUGCAACAAGGGCGCGACGAACUGCGUCCGCAUCGAGUGCGACAUCCUAAACAUGCCCGCCAUGUCCGAGGCCCAGGUGGUGGUCAAGGCACGCCUAUGGAACUCGACGCUGGUCAGUGAAUAUCCUCGGGUGGAGAGGGUAAGGAUUUUCUCGACAGCCACGGCCCAAAUACCCGAAAGCUAUGGCGUCGAGUUGUUGGAUCACAAUAACAUAGAGGUGGAGACGCGGGCUUAUCCGGAGUUAGGGAACCAACAGCGCGACACAUCGAUACCCUGGCUGAUUAUCAUCCUGGGCAUCGUGGGCGGACUGCUCCUCCUUGCGCUGGUCACCUAUGUGCUGUGGAAGGUAGGCUUCUUCAAGCGCAUCCGACCAACGGAUCCGACGUUAAGCGGCAAUCUGGAGAAGAUGAACGAGGAGAAGCCCUUCCUGGCGCAAUCAAAGAAUACGCACCACGUUUUCUAACAAGAGGGCACC
Messenger RNA from Drosophila erecta, 3914 nucleotides. It is a transcript of the gene mew, whose product is annotated as integrin alpha-PS1. Gene Ontology annotation, biological process: cell adhesion mediated by integrin; cell-matrix adhesion; cell-cell adhesion. The coding region runs from base 459 to 3902 and encodes 1147 amino acids. Gene Ontology annotation, cellular component: integrin complex; external side of plasma membrane. The transcript is spliced from 9 exons. Lineage: Eukaryota; Metazoa; Arthropoda; Insecta; Diptera; Drosophilidae. Gene Ontology annotation, molecular function: integrin binding. The record is from RefSeq and is a predicted model, not a curated record.